GCGGAUAAUCUCCAGUACGCGCACGCCUUGUGGACGUAAAUACGUCAGAGGACCGCGCCGACGUUCUUUCUUUCUCUCGUCCUGAAGAUGGCGGCAGGGACUCUCUACACAUACCCAGAGAACUGGCGGGCAUUCAAGGCCCAGAUUGCAGCCCAGUACAGUGGCGCUGCCCUGAAAGUUGCCAGCACCACCCCUGCCUUCACCUUCGGGCAGACAAACCGUACUCCUGCUUUUCUCCAGAACUUCCCUCUUGGCAAGGUACCAGCUUACCAGGGAGAUGACGGCUUCUGUCUGUUUGAGAGCAAUGCCAUUGCUCAUUACUUGAGCAAUGAGGCCCUGCGUGGUGCCACCCCCCAGGCCGCAGCACAGGUGCUCCAGUGGGUGAGCUUUGCUGACUCGGAGAUCAUCCCUCCAGCCAGCACAUGGGUAUUUCCCACUCUAGGAAUCAUGCAGUUCAACAAGCAGGCCACAGAACAGGCCAAGGAGGACGUAAAGAGAGCUCUGACGGUGCUGAACCAGCACCUGAACACCCGCACCUUCCUUGUGGGUGAGAGAAUUAGCCUGGCUGACAUCACUGUGGUCUGCUCCAUGCUCUGGCUUUACAAACAGGUCCUUGAGCCUUCUUUCCGUCAGCCGUACAACAAUGUGAACCGUUGGUUUAUCACCUGUAUCAACCAGCCCCAGUUUAAGGUGGUUCUUGGUGAGGUGAAGCUGUGUGAAAAGAUGGCUCAGUUUGAUGCCAAGAAGUUUGCUGAAAUGCAGCCCAAGAAAGAGGCCGCUCCUAAGAAAGAAAAAGCACCAAAAGAGGCAGCCAAGCCCCAGGAGAAGAAAGAAAAGAAAAAGGAGGAGAAGAAGGAGGAGAAGAAGCCUGCCCCUGAAGAGGAUAUGGACGACUGUGACGCUGCUUUGGCUGCUGAGCCAAAGAGCAAGGACCCUUUUGCACACCUGCCAAAGAGCACAUUCGUCAUGAUUGAGUUCAAGAGAAAGUACUCCAACGAGGACACUCUGGCAGUAGCCAUUCCCCACUUCUGGGAUAACUUCGACAAGGAGGGUUACUCCAUCUGGUACAGCCAGUACAAAUACUCUGAUGAGCUGACACUUACCUUCAAAAGCUGCAACCUUAUCACUGGUAUGUUCCAGCGCCUUGACAAACUCAGAAAGAAUGCCUUUGCCAGCGUCAUCUUGUUUGGCACUGACAACAACAGCAGCAUCUCUGGCAUCUGGGUCUUCAGAGGCCAGGAACUGGCCUUCCCUCUCUAAGCAGAUUGGCAGAUUGAUUACGAAUCAUACGACUGGCGCAAGCUUGAUUCAGACAGCGAGGAGUGCAAGACAAUGGUGAAGGAAUACUUCGCCUGGGAGGGAGACUUCAAGCACGUGGGUAAAGCCUUCAACCAGGGUAAAAUCUUCAAGUGAGAGAGAAAGACACAAGCAAGUCUGAAACAAAAAGCACUCUGCUCUCCACACAUGAAACCAAUGGACUUAUCCAACAUGCGUGCGCUUAUUUACAAAAAUGACAGUGUUGAGACGAGUGAGUUUUGUCUCAGUGGCCCCAAACUGUUUUUUUGUUUGACCUGAGAAAUAAAGCAUUUUCAAUAAUGCCAUCAGUGGAA
This is a messenger RNA of Cynoglossus semilaevis (tongue sole), 1610 nucleotides long. RefSeq names its product eukaryotic translation elongation factor 1 gamma (gene eef1g). Gene Ontology annotation, cellular component: cytoplasm; nucleus. The coding region runs from base 88 to 1260 and encodes 390 amino acids. Gene Ontology annotation, biological process: translational elongation. The record is from RefSeq and is a predicted model, not a curated record. The transcript has 10 exons. Lineage: Eukaryota; Metazoa; Chordata; Actinopteri; Pleuronectiformes; Cynoglossidae. Gene Ontology annotation, molecular function: translation elongation factor activity.